This is a messenger RNA of Chrysochloris asiatica (Cape golden mole), 1425 nucleotides long. It is a transcript of the gene SERINC3, whose product is annotated as serine incorporator 3. Gene Ontology annotation, cellular component: membrane. The coding region runs from base 4 to 1425 and encodes 473 amino acids. The transcript is spliced from 10 exons. Lineage: Eukaryota; Metazoa; Chordata; Mammalia; Afrosoricida; Chrysochloridae. The record is from RefSeq and is a predicted model, not a curated record.
ACUAUGGGGGCUGUGCUGGGUGUCUUCUCCCUUGCCAGCUGGGUUCCAUGCCUCUGCGGUGGGGCGUCCUGUUUGCUAUGUAGUUGCUGCCCCAACGUUAAGAAUUCCACCAUGACCCGCCUCGCCUAUGCCUUCAUUCUCUUCUUGGGCACGGUUGUGUCCUGUAUCAUGCUGACACCAGGGAUGGAAACCCAACUGAAGAAGAUUCCUGGGUUUUGUGAAGGAGGAUUUAAAAUCAAGGUAGUUGAUGUCAAGGAGGAUAAAGAUUGUGGUGUGCUGGUCGGUUAUAAAGCUGUGUACCGGAUCAGCUUUGCCUUGGCCAUCUUUUUCGCUAUCUUCUUUCUGCUCAUGUUGAACGUAAGAACAAGUAAAGAUCCGAGAGCAGCAAUACACAAUGGGUUUUGGUUCUUCAAAAUUGCAGCCCUUGUUGGUAUCACGGUUGGAUCUUUCUACAUUCCUGGGGGUCAUUUUGCCACAGCCUGGUUUGUUGUUGGCAUGAUAGGGGCUUUCUUAUUCAUUGUCAUCCAGCUGGUGCUGCUGGUGGAUUUCGCUCAUUCUUGGAAUGAAAAAUGGGUAAAUCAAAUGGAGGAAGGAAACCCAAGGUGCUGGUAUGCUGCUUUAUUGUCUGCGACAAGUUUCCUUUAUACCCUGGCAUUCAUCUCAGUGGUAUUAUUCUACGUUUAUUUCACCAAACCUGAUGGCUGCACAGAAAACAAGUGGUUCAUCAGUAUUAAUCUGAUCCUGUGCAUUGUGGUUUCUGUCAUUUCAGUUCUUCCAAAAAUUCAGGAACAUCAGCCUCGGUCUGGGCUCCUGCAGUCCUCUGUCAUCACCCUGUACACCAUGUACCUCACAUUCUCAGCCAUGUCCAAUGUACCAGAUCAUUCCUGCAAACCCGACCUGCUGAGCAUCAUCACACACAGAACGACACCAACCUGGGCUCCUGGAAACUCAUCUGCUGUAGCCCCAACUUCUGCUCCACCAAUAAAGACUGGACAUUUUCUGGAAGUAGAGGAUAUUUUGGGGCUGCUAGUCUUUGUUAUCUGCCUUGUGUAUUCUAGCAUUCGCAAUUCCAGCACUAGCCAAGUGAACAAGCUGACCCUGUCAGGGAGCGACAGUGUGAUCCUCAAUGACACUGCUACCAAUGGUGCCAGUGAUGAAGAAGAUGGACAGUUUCGGCGGGCUUUGGACAAUGAGAAAGAAGGAGUGCAGUACAGCUACUCUGCCUUCCAUUUCAUGCUCUGCUUGGCUUCCUUGUACAUCAUGAUGACUCUGACCAGCUGGUACAGCCCUGAAGCAGAGUUCCAGAACAUGACCAGAAAGUGGCCUGCUGUGUGGGUCAAGAUCAGCUCCAGCUGGGCCUGCCUCCUCCUUUACAUCUGGACCCUGGUGGCUCCACUUGUCUUCACCGGUCGGGACUUCAGCUGA